UGGAAUUCUGAACACUCGUUCAAGAAUGAGGGGGAGUAUGGUCAUUUGGAGCACUGUCUUCUGUCUAUAAAUUCUGAACGAGGGUGUCUGACAGCAUUUUGUGCUUUUCCCGUAGUUCCUGGACUUCCCAUUAUCGACUAUUGACGUGCGCAUUCAGGUUGGGUUGGUACUUUGGUUGCCUACUUGACUCGCCGGAAACUCUCCCAAAUUUGCCCAAAUAGCCUAUCAGCUCUGGUCGUCCAAUGGGUGAUCUUGGAAGCGUAGAACACUCGUCGGUAAUGUCCAAUUUCCUCCAGAAGUCUGGUGGUUACGGCAUCAUCGAUGGUGGUCUUGCGACGGAGCUCGAACGACACGGCGCGGACCUGAACGAUCCUCUCUGGAGCGCCAAAUGCCUCAUUAGCUCCCCUCACUUAAUCAGAAGGGUACACCUGGACUACCUUGAAGCCGGCGCUGAUAUUAUAACCACUGCCUCUUAUCAGGCUACUAUUCAAGGUUUUGAGGCUAAAGGCUUGUCAGGGGAAGAAAGUGAAGUUCUGCUGCAAAGGAGUGUAAAACUUGCAUGUGAGGCGCGAGAUAUUUAUUAUGAUAGAUGCACAAAAUAUUUGCCUGAUGGCAUUGGAAAUGAAAGAAUCCUGAAAAAGCGUCCCAUCUUAGUAGCUGCCUCUGUAGGAAGCUAUGGGGCUUAUUUGGCUGAUGGGUCUGAGUACAGUGGGAACUAUGGCGAUGCAAUUACUCUUGCAACUUUGAAAGAUUUCCAUAGGAGAAGGAUUCAGGUUCUAGCAGAAUCAGGUGCUGACCUAAUUGCAUUUGAAACAAUUCCAAAUAAGCUAGAAGCACAGGCCUAUGCUGAGCUGCUUGAGGAAGAUGAUAUAAUGAUACCAGCAUGGUUCUCAUUCAAUUCUAAGGAUGGUUUCAAUGUGGUUAGUGGAGAUUCUUUGCUUGAGUGUGCAUCAAUUGCUGAUUCAUGUAAGAAGAUUGUUGCUGUUGGAGUCAACUGCACCCCUCCGAGAUUUAUUCAUGGUCUCAUUCUCUUAGUUCAAAAGGUGACAAGUAAACCUAUACUUAUUUAUCCAAAUAGUGGUGAAACUUAUGAUCCUGUUCGAAAAGAAUGGGUGGAAUCUACUGGAGUUUCAGAUGAAGAUUUUGUCUCAUAUGUAAGUAAAUGGCGGGAGGUAGGGGCUUCCCUCGUAGGUGGCUGCUGCAGGACAACACCAAACACCAUCAAAGCCAUAACCAGGGCCUUGUCAAAGGAGUCUGCUGCCCUAUCAUCUUUGCAGUAAUCUGUUGUGCGAUUAAAGACCAACUUUAGAGAGAACCAGAGAAAGAGAUGUAUGUAGAGAAUCGGAGAGAGGGCUGUAAAAUACAUGAAGGCAGAUGUCAAGGAAGGCUGGAAUCUAUAAAUUUCCUGCUUUCCUGUUCAAAUAAAAAGUGUAGCCAAAAAAGUAAAUUAGAAUAAAGUAGUAAUGAACUAAUGAUCUUUUAGAUAACUA
Nelumbo nucifera (sacred lotus) is the source of this 1490-nucleotide messenger RNA. Its product is annotated as homocysteine S-methyltransferase 2-like. Gene Ontology annotation, biological process: S-methylmethionine cycle. Gene Ontology annotation, molecular function: zinc ion binding; S-adenosylmethionine-homocysteine S-methyltransferase activity. NCBI's taxonomy places the organism in Eukaryota, Viridiplantae, Streptophyta, Magnoliopsida, Proteales, Nelumbonaceae. The record is from RefSeq and is a predicted model, not a curated record.